This is a messenger RNA of Nicrophorus vespilloides, 462 nucleotides long. RefSeq names its product gastrula zinc finger protein XlCGF44.2-like. The transcript is spliced from 3 exons. NCBI's taxonomy places the organism in Eukaryota, Metazoa, Arthropoda, Insecta, Coleoptera, Silphidae. The record is from RefSeq and is a predicted model, not a curated record. The coding region runs from base 1 to 462 and encodes 153 amino acids.
AUGUCUCUGUACAGUCACUUGAACUUGGACUGCGAGAUGACGAGCUCGAGGUUCACGUGCAAAGAGUGCGACGGCGUCUUUAAGAGACGCUUCACGCUGAAAAGUUUCUUCUUUUUAGACGGCAAUCGUGUGUGUCCGCAGUGUCUGAAGGUGUACAAAAACGAAAACACCCUGCACGUGCAUCAGGCCUUCGACUGCGGCAAAAUGAAGACGUACUCGUGCACCGUUUGCAGCUACCAAAGCAAACGCAAGUACAACCUGAAGCAGCACUUCUUCAAGCGACAUCCCACAUCGAAUCCGUAUUACUGUAGAACCAAGGUGUCUUGUCCGAAAUGCAAUUUGGUGUGUUCGACGAAGAAGAUCCUGUACGCCCAUUUGGCCAAACACUGCGUAAAGUCACCGACCAGCAGCGAGUUUGUGGCGUGCGACGUGAAACCAGAUCCGCUCGAAAUCGACCAAUAA